Messenger RNA from Carica papaya (papaya), 2760 nucleotides. RefSeq lists its product as uncharacterized. The record is from RefSeq and is a predicted model, not a curated record. NCBI's taxonomy places the organism in Eukaryota, Viridiplantae, Streptophyta, Magnoliopsida, Brassicales, Caricaceae.
GUCACCAUCCUUCCCUAUUCCGUACAUGUGUUUUUUAAGAGUAGAAGAGCAUUCCCACUUGACUCGCUAAAGGCUGGACCCUUCUGUUACCUCCAUUUUCUUGGCCUUCAAAAACCUGCUCUUCUUUCUCCCUCUCAUUCGCUUCUUUUCCACCUAAUCCCACUUGCUUAACUAUCUAAUCAAACCCUUCUGUUCUGUCUCCUCUUCUCUCUCUACUCGUCACUGUUCUAAGAUGGAUGGCCAAGAUCAGAGAAAGAACCAUUUUGCAGGGAGUGAGAGCCAUGGACUUCAUGUCUGCAGCAAAUGCGGCUGGCCGUUUGCUAACUCGCAUCCCAGUGCAAAGCAAAGGCGUGCGCAUAAAAAGAUCUGUGGAAAACCUAAAGGGUACCAGCGAGUUGACUCAGGGGAAGGUGGAAGUGCUCAUGGAGUUGUUUCCGACGAUGAGCACUUCUCUGAUGAAGAUUAUAAAACCCCUAGUCCAAAAGUUGUGGAUAAAAGUAAUAAUGUGAAGGCUAUUAGUGAAACUGGUGGAACGCAGAACAAAUUGCUGGAUGAAGUACUCAGAGAUUCAGUUGUGGAAUUUUCUCCCGGUGUUGAAGAAAAAACGAAGGGGAAUACAGAACUAGCAGUGGAAAGAAGUGCUAAGAAUGAUCAGGAUGCUGUACAAUCUCUUGAGGAUAUUGCUAGAUACAUCACAACGAAGUAAGAAGAUUGAUGCUGAUUUUACAGAAAGCACAACUAAAUUUGUGGGGCUAGAGACUGACUCAGGAGAAAUUGAAGAUAUCAAGCUAGAAAGUGGCCAAGUGUAUGUUAUCCCCUUUGAGGUAGUGUCUGAAAAGACCAAGGAGAUAAUCUCAGAUUCUGUGUCGAUUGAUGGACUUAUUAGAUCAAAUAAGGAGCAUGUAGAUCAUGCAAAUACUUCGAUUGAUGCUGCACAAACUAAGACAUAUGAAGCUCCAGGAACCAACUUUUCCACUUCUAUUAAUUCAAUUGAGGAUUACAAUGGAAAUAAAGAAGCAAACGAAAAUGUAAUCGUGCUUUCUGUGCCUGGUGAUGUUCCUGUGGUUGACCAAGUUGACCUUAUGGUUGAAGACUUUGAAGACCAUAAGGGAGCGAAAUUACAUCAGUCUUUAUUAGUAGAUCCGUGUGAAACAAUCAGGGAGGAGGAGGGGAAACUAAAACUCCCGAUAAUGAGAAUGGUACUAAUAUUCACUCUAGAGAACUGAAUGGGCAUAUUGAAGUGUUCGUAUGCAUGUUUUGGAAGAUGACUGUAAACAUGACGGUGGGAAUGAGAAGGUGUCGUCAACGAGGGAACUGAGAGUGCAAUUCAUUACUUUGGAGAACCAAGUGAAGGAAUUGGAGUCUAUCCAUCGGGUAUGCAUGGUUUGGAAUAUGACCAUAAACAUGAAGGUCGGAAUGACAAGCCUGUGAUCAACGAGGGGAGUGACAGUGUAAUUGUUUUUUCUGUGCCUGAUGAUGUUCCUGUGGACGACCAUGCUGAGGUCAUGCUUGAGGACUUUAAAGACCACAAGGGAGUGAAAUUGGAUCAGUUUUUAUUGGUAGAUUCGCGUGAAACAAUUGAGUAUUCAAAAGGGGGAAAAGAUGGACCUUAUAAUGAGAAUGUUGCGACGAGUGUCUACUCUGGAGAACAGAGUGAAAGCACUGAGGUAUCUGCAUCAAUUUUGCAUGUUUUGGAAGAUGACGAUAAACAGGAAGGUGGGGAUGAUAAGCUUGUGGUCGACGAAGGGCAUAAGAAUACAAUUGUGUUUUCUGUGCCUGAUGAUGUUCCUGUGGUUGACCAUGCUGAACUAUGAACAUGGGAAUGAUGAUCCUAUGGCCAGUGAAGGGAACAAGAAUGUAAUUGUGCUUUCUGUGCCUAAUGAUGUUCCUGUGGUUGACCAUGCUGAGCUCAUGCUUAAAGUGUUCAAGGACCAUAAUGGACUGAAAUUGGAUGAGUCUCUAUUGGCAGAUGCAUGUGAAACGAUUAAGGAUAGGGAAGGUGAAGCAGAAGCACCCGAUAAUGAGAGUGUUCGUACUGUCUACUCUGAGGAACCCAGUGAAGUCACUCAGGUCUCUGCAUCAGUUAUGCAUGUUUCUGAAGAUGACCAUAAACAUGGAGGUGGAAAUGACAAACUUAUGAAUGAAGAAGGGAAUAAGAAUAAUAGUCUGCUUUCUGUUCCUAAUGGUGCUACUCUGACUGACCACUAUGGUCUCAUGCUUGAAGACUUUAAAGACCAAAGGGAGUUGGAUUGCCUCAAUCUGUAUUGGUAGAUUCAUGUGAAACAAUCAAGGAUUCAGAGGGUGAACCAAAAGCUCCUGGAAGUGAGAACAUUCCUAGUGUCCGCUCUGGAGAACCAAGUGAAGGCACUGAGGUCUUUUCAUUAGUUACGUAUAUGUUGGAAGAUGACCAUAAACAUUAAGGUGGAUAUGCCGAGCCCACGGUCAAAAAACUCGCAGUGAUCAAAGGAUUAGAUGAAGUAGCAGCCCAGGAUGAUGCUUAUAAAAUUGAGAUGAGAAAGGUGAGGAAACUUUGCUCGCCUGUGCGGCAGUAGACGCAUAACAUCAGUGACAAUUCACUGCAGAAAGGUUCCUCAGAAGCUGUCAUGGAAGUUUUACCUGAUACAGGUGCAGAAGUCAGCCUUAUAACCAACUCUUCAAACACUGAUAAUUAUGGAAGUCAUGAAAAAGCUGGGGUUAAAAUAUGUGAUACUGUUAAACAUGAUGGUAACAAGACAUUUGAAGGGGAAACUGGUGCAGAAA